CUCCUGCUGGACUCGUGCUGUCGUCGCGUGUGUUUGUGACGCGCUCUCGCGCCGCAGAGACGCGGUUUCUUCUCCUCUUUCUCCUCUUUCUCCUCCUUCGCGUCUGUUCGUGUCACUUUGCCGUUUCGUGAUCAUGGUUUUAGUUUCCUUCCUCGGACUCCCCGGUGUCCUGCAGUUUAACCGGAGGCGUGAGCGUCUGUGAACAGAGCUGGAUCUCCCCGGAUACACGAGGCUUUAUUCAGCACCAAGAGUUUGACCCUGAGCAGAAUGCCCCGGAGGAAACAAGAAGCGCCCAAACGCGCCCCAGCCUAUUCCCCUGAGGAUGUGGUGGAGCAGAGCGUGGACACGGAGGAGGCUCGUGAUGGUGUCCGGUCGCCGGCCCCUCAGGACGACCUUCCCACAAAAGAGGAGUUUGAUGAUCAGAGCGAAGGCCCGGCCAAAGACCAAGCCUGUGAGCGUGACUCUGCUGGAGGGACAGAGCUCUCCGGACAGGACAUGGACAGUGAAUCACAUGUGAGUGAGACGAGCGAUUGCCUGUCUGACUUUGAGAGCCCCCCCAGAAAACCGGAGCUGGUCACAGCACCUUUGAACGGGGGCGCCAAGACUCCCCCUAUAGGCAUGGACACUCUGGAGCAGAUGAAGGCCAUCUACUCCAGCUUUCUCAGCACCUCCUUCUGGUCACCCCUGAACUUGAAUUCCACACAGUCCCCGACACAACCAGCCCCCGCCCCCACUGAAAAACCCACCCGCAGCAACAGCACUAGCAGCAGCAGUAGCAGCAGCAGCAGUAGUUAUGACUGGCACCAGUCCGCUGUGGCUAAAACACUACAGCAGCAGCCUCCCCAAAGUCGCCACAGCUCUCAGACUGAGCCCAGUCUGUUCAGUACAGUUCAGCUUCACAGGCAGAACCCAAAGCUGUUCGGCUCCUUAUUUACAGGGGCCAGUAAAUUCCGCUGUAAGGGCUGCAGCGCUGCUUACGACACUCUAGUGGAACUGACAGUGCACAUGAAUGAGACAGGCCAUUACAGAGAUGAUAACCAGGACAAAGCAGGCGCAGGAUCCAAGCGCUGGUCCAAGCCCCGCAAACGCUCUCUACUGGAAAUGGAAGGGAAGGAAGACGCAGAGAAAGUCCUUAAGUGCAUGUACUGUGGCCACUCGUUUGAAUCUCUCCAAGACCUGAGUGUCCACAUGAUAAAGACCAAACACUACCAGAAAGUGCCCUUAAAGGAGCCCAUGGCCCCUGUGGCAGCCAAAAUCAUAUCUAAUAAGAAAAGGGGGCUUGUUGGUUUGGAUCUGACUUCUUCUCGGACGAAAGAAGAAACCCCCAAACCUAAAACAGAGCCGAGUGAAUCCUCUCAAAAAACCUCCUCUUCGGCCUGUACUCCUUCUAGUAACCGCUAUGGCCACCAGAACGGGGCUAGCUACGCCUGGCAGUUUGAAUCUAACAAAUUACAAAUCCUGAAGUGCAUGGAGUGUGGAAGUUCACAUAACACACUGCAAGAACUGAGAAGUCACAUGAUGGUGACAGGACAUUUCCUAAGGGUGACUAGCUCAGUUGGAAAGAAAGUUAAAACACUCCCGGAAGCCACCUCCCCUAAUCCUGCAAGAGUCACAAGUCCCACCGAACAUAGGGUCCAAUCUGUGCCCCUUGCCCCGACCACUUUCUCCCCCACACCCCUUCAAACCCCUCCCGCUACUUCUCCUCCUCUCUUAGAAGUAAAAAAAGAGGAGGUGGAAGAGGAAUGCACUAAACCGGAAACUGACACAAAAGAAAAGUUUGUUUCAGUCUUGGCUGGAAAGGAAGAGGCUGUGGAGAAGGAGGAGAAAUAUGACAUUUCAAAAUACAGCUAUCUAACAGAAGAAGACUUAAAGGAGAGCCCAAAAGGAGGCGUUGAUAUUCUUAAAUCAUUAGAAAACACUGUUACCUCAGCUAUCAACAAAGCCCAAAGUGGAAACCCAAGCUGGGGCGGUUACCCGAGUAUUCACGCAGCCUACCAGUUCCCCAGUGCCCUUAAACUCCAACAUGGCAGCCUGGAUAAGAACUCCCCAAUUAAGUUUUUGUUCAACGGAGGUAGCACAGUCCCCUCUAUCGCCAAGAACCAGCCCCUUAUUUCUCCUCCUCUUACACAAUCCUCUCCCUUUUCCAACAACAACUUCCAAGCAAUGGAGGACUUAGUGAAAAAAGUGUCAGAGAAAGUAGCCAAGGUAGAGCAGAGAGUGAAGCAGUGGUCACCUAAGCUAGAAAACAAUCACUCUCCCUGUAGUAGUGAAACCGGAGAUUCACACAAAGGUGGGGAGUCUCCGGGGGAGUGGAGGGCGGUCACUCCAGCCAAUAGUGACAAGGGAAGCCAUAGCGACCGCGCAUCCCCGGUAACAGAGCCCAAGAGGGAGGCAGAGGCCAAGUCCCCGCUGAUUUCUAGUCUCAAAAGCAGCACAGCAAUUAUCACUGGCCACGCUCCUCCAGAACAGCCUUUCGUCAACCCUUUAAGUGCUCUUCAGUCCGUCAUGAACAUUCAUUUAGGGAAGGCAGCCAAGCCCUCGUUGCCAAACCAAGAUCCCCUGAGUCUACUCUCGAGACUUAGCCAGAGCAUGGCCGAAAAAGCUGCAGUGGCCACGCCCCCCUCCCAGACCAAAAAACACGAAAGCGUAGCCGACAAUAGCAUGUGUCUACCCUGCGACGACCAACCCAUGGACCUAACUAAAGGGAAGAGCGACAGGAGCAGCUCCGCGUGUCCCGCCCCCUCGACCCCAUCCUCAACCGCCUCCUCCAUCUCGCCAGCGUCCCUCGUCACCCCGGCCAAGCUAACCGUAGUAUCUCCGUACACUUCUAGCAGCCCGCUACACGAAAACGCUCUGUCAGAUAUCUCGGACAUGCUCAGAAACCUCACGCAGUCGAACCACGUCUCCAAACCGCCCUCCCGUUUGCGAAUCCCUGACAAAGUAGAGCUGGCGGGAUCUACCCCUGACGACGACGACGCGACUCUUCACGGUCACAAACGCAAAGGCCGACACUCAAAUUGGAACCCCCAGCACCUACUCCUCCUACAGGCCCAGUUCGCCUCAAGUCUUCGGCAAACGUCUGACGGAAAGUACAUCAUAAACGACUUAAGCCCGCAAGAGAGAAUGCACGUGUCUCGCUUCACCGGCCUUUCGAUGACCACUAUUAGUCACUGGUUGGCCAAUGUUAAAUACCAACUUAGACGGACUGGACGGACCAAAUUCCUCAAAAAUCUGGAUUCUGGUCAGCCGAUAUUCUUCUGUAGUGACUGCGCUUCACAAAUUCGGACCCCGGCGGCGUACGUGUGCCACCUGGAGGCUCACUUGGGGUUUAAAAUCAGGGACUUGGCAAAACUGUCUCCCAAACAGACUGCAAGGGACUCUCACGCUCUCACUGACAAACUGGUGCCCCUGGAUUCCUUCCUCUCCUCGCAGUCGCUCGAUGACUGCAGUAGCAACGGGGCUGUGUACCACUGCCAGCUCUGCGUCCGUAAAUUUGCCACUAAGCACGCCAUCAAGCUUCACCUCAGCAAGAGCCACGGGAAGUCUCCGGAGGACCAUCUGCUGUAUGUGUGCGAGUUAGACAAACACUAAAGUACUGUAGAAAGAGAAAAUACCAAGUCUCUUUAGAGAGUCUAUAUACGUACAGUGUGAUAAUGCACAAAGACGCCACAAACUGCUGUUCAGAUGUCAGCACAAUGUGUUUACACGUGUCAACCAUUUCUCAAUUCCAUGUAUUUCACAACAAAAAAAAAAAAAACUGUCACUGUCAAAUAUAUGUUGUAGGUGAGAGAUUUCCAGCUCGGUGUCAGCUUUGUCGUUCCCUCACUAUAAUUAUCUUAGGCUGAACCCGGUGAAGCUCUUGUCGAGAAGGCCAGCUAAUAACUUGAAGUAUUUUAACUUAAUUUAUUUUGUAUUUUUGUGACUCAGAUUUGCUGAUAGACUGCAUGUUCUAAACUGCAUUUGUACAGUCCUGUCAAGUCUAAAUUUCAAAUCCUUUUCGACUGCCCCAAAAUAGCCAAACACCUGGGAGAGCUCCUUGAAAAGUGUUUGCCAAACAAAACUCUUUUGCCUGUUUUUAUAGUUUCUCUUUUGGUUCUGCUGAUUGUAAAAGCUGCCUUGUUCUUUAUCACUGAGUAAGGGGUGCUCCGAAUCCAGGUCUGUGUAAAAAUGUACAUAUAUAGUGUAUAAGCUUACGACGUAAUGUUUAAAUUAUGCAUAUUUUACUUGUUAUAUUUCCUAAUUUAAAAGGAUGACUAUCCACUGGUGCAGAGCCUUUCAAGAAGAUGACAAAGGACAUUGUUUUGCACAAUAGUUUUAUAAAUGUUAUUUGAUAAAAAAAAAAUACAAAUAUGUUAAUGCCUUGUGCUUCUAUGAUUAAAUUGAAUUAACUGCUGCAUAAAA
This is a messenger RNA of Periophthalmus magnuspinnatus, 4401 nucleotides long. RefSeq names its product teashirt zinc finger homeobox 3a (gene tshz3a). The record is from RefSeq and is a predicted model, not a curated record. Gene Ontology annotation, molecular function: DNA binding; DNA-binding transcription factor activity, RNA polymerase II-specific. Lineage: Eukaryota; Metazoa; Chordata; Actinopteri; Gobiiformes; Gobiidae. The coding region runs from base 268 to 3591 and encodes 1107 amino acids. Gene Ontology annotation, cellular component: nucleus. Gene Ontology annotation, biological process: regulation of transcription by RNA polymerase II. The transcript is spliced from 2 exons.